This is a messenger RNA of Vigna angularis (adzuki bean), 752 nucleotides long. RefSeq names its product late embryogenesis abundant protein Lea5. The coding region runs from base 160 to 483 and encodes 107 amino acids. Gene Ontology annotation, cellular component: mitochondrion. The record is from RefSeq and is a predicted model, not a curated record. NCBI's taxonomy places the organism in Eukaryota, Viridiplantae, Streptophyta, Magnoliopsida, Fabales, Fabaceae. Gene Ontology annotation, biological process: response to stress. The transcript has 2 exons.
UCUUCUUUAAAAGGACCCAAAAACCCUAAACACAGACACAGACAGAGAAGAAGACUCAAAGAAAGGUGUGCUAGGCUGCUGCGAAAGCUUCAUUUGUUCCAAAAACAUUAGGGUUUUCGCAGCAGCAAACUCAUAAAUAAAUAACUCAUAUCAUAUAACAUGUCUCCUUCUCUCUCGCAAGCCAAAUCUCUACGUCUCCUUCUUCCUCAAUCUAUCUCACUAUUUCCUUUUCAUCGGCGAGGUUAUGCAGUUGCGUCUGAUGUUUUGGCUAGAGUUGGAUUGGGUAAUAAUAUUGGGCGUAGGAGUGGAAUCGUGGGAGGCGCAGAAGAAAAGCCCAUGACGAGAGAUGGUGCAAAAGCCUAUUCAGAUUGGGCCCCGGAUCCAGUAACGGGUGACUACAGGCCCAUCAACCACACCCCUGAAAUUGACCCGGUGGAGCUCCGACGGAUGUUGCUUAACCACAAGUUCGACUCACCACAGUAGAGUUGAAAAAGGAAGUGCUUCAAAGGGAAACCAUAAUAUGCCCAAAUUUCACCUAGGAUUUGGCUUGGUAGCGUAACCUUGUGUUGUCGUUGUUCCAAAAUAUGAAAAAAAAAGGCGUUUUGUUAAAGUACGGUAAACAGUUUAAGUUAAAUUAUGUCGUAUGUACUCGAAAUAAGUACUUUUAGGCUAAACAAAGAAGACUGGGAUAUGGUUUUUAUGAUGUUUUUAUAAUAUUGUGCGCGUGGAAGUGCUAUAUUAAUUUCUGCUUA